Molecule: messenger RNA, 1208 nt
Organism: Carica papaya (papaya)
Lineage: Eukaryota; Viridiplantae; Streptophyta; Magnoliopsida; Brassicales; Caricaceae
Gene: EXL5
Product: EXORDIUM like 5
Source: RefSeq, a predicted model, not a curated record
AGAGACACUGUACAGAGUGAGUGAAGAAGAUAGUAAUGGCAGCUGUCUCCAGCCCAUUCUCUUCUCUUUAUAUCCCCUUCACUCUCUUUACUCCCUCCUUAUCCCCUUUCCCACAAAAAUGAACUUCUUCUUAACUUCAUUUCUCCUCUUCACUUCUCUGCAGAAUCUUAUCUUCUCCGCCGCUUCACCCACCGGAAAAAAUGUUCAGACGUUGAACACCAAGUCACAGGAAUACAUUAACCCUAAACUCCCACCCAGAACCUUGUCAUCUUCCAAGAAAUUCGAGGGUUCAUCAGACCUCGUUCACCUCCGAUAUCACAUGGGUCCUGUUCUAUCUUCAUCCCCAAUUAAUAUCUAUCUCAUCUGGUAUGGCCGCUGGCCUUCUUCCCACAAGCUCCUCAUCAAGGAUUUCCUCCUGUCUAUCUCUCCUUCUCCUCCGGCUCCUUCACCAUCCGUAUCCGACUGGUGGGCUACUGUUUCCCUCUACACAGAUCAGACAGGCGCCAAUGUCUCCCGUAACAUCCUAAUCGCCGGCGAGUACAACGACAAGAUCUAUUCCCAUGGAACCCAACUCACGCGGUUAUCCAUCCAGCAAGUUAUAGCUACAGCCGUCAAGUCCGCUCCCUUCCCGGUUGACCACAAGAACGGUGUAUACCUCAUCCUUACAUCACAAGACGUCGUCGUUCAGGACUUCUGUAGAGCUGUCUGCGGCUUCCAUUACUUCACCUUCCCAUCAAUGGUAGGAUACACUCUGCCUUACGCCUGGGUUGGGAACUCCGGCAAGCAGUGUCCGGAGGUCUGCGCUUAUCCGUUCGCCGUGCCGGGUUAUAUGGGAGGAGGAGGGCCUGGAGCGUUGAAUCCGCCGAACGGAGAGGUGGGUGUGGAUGGAAUGAUUAGUGUGAUCGGACAUGAGUUGGCGGAGCUGGCGUCGAACCCGCUGGUGAAUGCGUGGUACGCGGGGGAAGAUCCGACGGCUCCGACGGAGAUUGGGGAUCUGUGCGAGGGACUGUACGGAACGGGAGGAGGAGGUGGAUACAUUGGGCAAGUGAUGAGGGAUAAAGGAGGAAGAAGCUUCAAUUUGAAUGGGAGAAAUGGAAGGAGGUUUUUGGUGCAGUGGAUAUGGAGUUCUGUUUUGAAAGCUUGUGCUGGUCCAAAUGCUUUGGAUUAGCCAGUUUAAUUCAAUCUAUUUGACUUUAAAUUCAGAAGUA